This is a messenger RNA of Colletotrichum gloeosporioides, 2898 nucleotides long. RefSeq lists its product as uncharacterized. The transcript is spliced from 6 exons. The record is from RefSeq and is a predicted model, not a curated record. The coding region runs from base 1 to 2898 and encodes 965 amino acids. Lineage: Eukaryota; Fungi; Ascomycota; Sordariomycetes; Glomerellales; Glomerellaceae.
AUGUUCGAACAGCCCAUCGUAGCGUUCUCGCGCUCAGAGGGCGACGAGCUCUUCAAUCUGGUCGGUGCAACCAUCGUGGUUGACGAAUCAGACCCGAUCGGCAUUCACAUUGCAGCACAGAAUCUUGCCAACGACUUUGGCCGCGUCACAAAGUCUGAGCCGAAGCCUUUGCUUGUGUCCAAAGAACACGAGGUCGAUGCUGACACUGGCGCGGACGUUGGCAUUCUCAUUGGAUGCAUCGAGUCGAGUCGUCUGCUCCAACGGUUGGAGAAGGACGGAAAGCUCGACUUCGGCCAUAUUCGCGGAAAGUGGGAGUCAUUCCUGACGGCCCCUGUCACCGACCCCUUUCCGGGGUGCAGAAAGGCGCUUGUGAUCGCAGGGAGCGACAAGCGCGGAGCAAUAUUUGGAUCGUACACGUUGUCUGAGCAGAUCGGGGUGUCGCCCUGGUACUUCUGGGCAGAUGUACCUCCUAAACAUCACGAGGAGAUAUAUGCCCUGCCUGAGCCUACGUACAAUGGAGAGCCCUGCGUGCGGUUUCGAGGCAUUUUUAUCAACGAUGAAGCUCCGGCACUCACAGGAUGGGCCAGAGACAACUUUGGAGGUUACAACUCGGAAUUCUACAAGAACGUAUUUGAACUGCUGCUGAGACUGAAGGCGAACUUCAUGUGGCCGGCAAUGUGGCCCGGAUAUCCAAAUCCUGGGGCUAGUUUCUUCACAGACGACUUAGAGAAUGCCAAAGUUGCCAACGACUAUGGUAUCGCCGUGUCAACCUCGCAUCAUGAGCCAAUGCAGCGGGCAACAAACGAGUGGUUUGCGGACAACCCAGACGGAAGCUGGAACUGGCUGACAAACAAGGAGAAGAUUACCGAGUUCUUCGAGGAAGGAGUCAAAAGAGCGAAAGGUGUCGAGUCUUACUUUACGAUUGGAAUGCGUGGAGAGUACGACAAAGGCAUGAAGACAGAUGACCCAGCGGCUGUGGUCCGUGACGUGAUUAAGACCCAGAGAGCCGUAAUCAAGGAGGUUCAUGGCAGGGAGGAUGCGGUUCCACAGCUUCUGGCUUUGUACAAGGAAGUACAAGACCAGUAUGAAAGUGCGACGAUUGAUGUACCUGAUGAUGUGACUCUCCUGUUUGCGGACGACAACUUUGGAAGCAUAAGACGUCUUCCGAAGGAGAAAGAGAUGAGUAGAAUGGGAGGCGCAGGUAUAUACUACCACUUUGAGUACGUGGGGACUCCACGCAGCUACAAGUGGAUCAACAGUAACUCCCUGGGGAAAACAUGGCACCAACUACAAGAAGCGCAUCGGCGCAACGCAAAGCAGAUUUGGGUCUUCAACGUAGGCGACAUUAAACCCAUGGAAGUCCCACUCACCUUUGCAAUGGCACUGGCUUGGGACAUCAAGUCCAUCGAAGCACAGAACUUCGUCAAAUUCUACUCUUCUAUGGCUGAAGCCAACUUUGGUGCAGAUCUGGCGACCGAGAUCGCAGAUGCGUGGCAUCGGUAUGAUAGACUAGCCGCACUACGAAGGCAUGAACACAUCGAGCCGACCACAUUCUCCCUGCUGCACUAUGGCGAGGCAGAAAGUGUCGUGAACCGAUAUGACUCGCUUCUCGACUCGGCCCAAGCAAUUCACGACCGCGCACCGGAACACCAGAAGGCGGCAAUAUUCGAGACAGUCCUGCACCCUGUCAAAGCGUCCCAAAUCUUCACCAAGCUGCAGAUCACUCUGGGCAGAAACCAGCUGUACGCCCGUCAAAGACGAAACACUGCCAACAAGCUGGCUCGUGAGGUCCUCGACCUCUUCGACGAUGACUACACACUCAGUGAGGAGUUCCAUUCCUUGCUUGGCGGGAAGUGGAACCACAUCAUGAGCCAGACACAUUACGGCUUCGGCGAUACCUGGCACGCGCCGUCGCGUGAUAUGAUCAGUGGUUUGUGUUAUGUCCAGCGUCGGCAGAACUCCAAUCCAAUCGUCGGCCAAAUGGGAGUUGCCGUCGAGGGCCAUGCAGGCGUUCGCCCAGGAAGAACGAACGAAGAAUCUGAUCGAACGCAUCCCAGCCGACGAGACCUGGUACCUGGUGUCACUUUUGGUCCCAUGAGCCGAUACGGGCCACCAAAGAGGUGGUUUGAUAUCUUCACAAGAGGAAACCAAGUCAUUCAUUGGAAAACGUCCUCCCCGGUUCCGUGGGUUCAGCUCUCUACUACGGAGGGCACGCUUGAUCCUGACGGUGACGAUGCACGCAUCUCGAUUGCCGUUGACUGGGAAAAGGUGCCGGACGAUUUCGACCAGGAAGUUCUGAUCGACAUUCAAUCCCAAGAAGGCGACUUCGAACAGGUUCACCUUCCAAUCACUGGCAGACGAGUUCCGGAGACAUUCAGUGGCGGAUUCAUCGAAAGCGACGGAUGCGUUUCCAUCCCAGCUUCGCAUUGUCAUCCACCUGAGUACAGACUGCUGCCGGACUGCGGUAGAACAGGAAAUGGAGGAGUCUCUGUUGUUGAUAUUUACGAGAUUCCUGACGAGCUUCUCAGCUAUACCUUUUAUGUCUUCUCACAAACCACGACACCGACUCUGAAGUUGUAUUUCAACAUGACGUUGGAUUUGGAUCCUAAAGACACGAUGGUGUACGGAUUCCAAGUUGAUGAGGAGUCCGGGGGAUUAUGGCCGCUACUGAAACAGAAAAAGCGCGCAGAUCUACCCGAAGGAUGGUUCCACGCAGUUCAGGAUUGUAAUUGGUUACGAACUCACAAGUUAAGUAAGUUUAACUUGGGCCCUGGAGAACACACCAUCAAGAUCCAGUUGAGACAUUCGAAUUUGAUCUUGGAGAAGGUAGUGAUUGACUUGGGAGGAGUCAAGGAAAGCUAUCUGGGACCCCCCGUAAGCUCGUACGUGGGCAAGUGA